AUGGUAAAAUUUUCUGGCAAUUUCCAUAAAGACAUUGACAUCACUUGGGGUGAGCAUCAUGCAAAGAUACUAGGAAGCAAAGCGCUAGUCCUUUCUCUUGACCAGUCCUCUGGCUCUAGCUUCAGAUCCAAGCCAGAAUAUCUGUUUGGGAGAACAGACAUGCAGCUUAAACUUGUCUCUGGUAACUCAGCUGGCACAGUCACUGCAUAUUAUUUAUCUUCUGAAGGGCCAAAUCAUGAUGAGAUAGAUUUUGAGUUCUUGGGAAAUAUCAGUGGAGAGCCUUACAUAGUCCAUACCAAUGUCUACACCCAAGGCAUAGGGAAUAGAGAACAACAGUUCUACCUUUGGUUUGACCCAACAAAAAAUUUCCACACCUAUACUAUUGUGUGGAAGCCUCAACGCAUCAUUUUCUUGGUAGAUAACAUUCCUAUUAGAAUGUUCAACAACUAUGAAGGGAGGGGAGUUCCAUUUCCUAGCAGGCAGCCCAUGAGGCUAUACCCCAGCUUGUGGUGUGCAGAUCAGUGGGCAACUAGAGGAGGACUUGUGAAAACCAAUUGGUCUUUUGCUCCUUUCAGAGCUUACUACAGGAACUUUGAUGCUAAAGCAAGUAUUUGGUGUAAAGGCUCAUCCUCUUGUAAUUCAAACUCAGCUACCAUGAGUGACAAUAGUUGGCAAGCUCAAGCUGAUGGUAAUGGUAGAAGAAGUCUGAGAUGGGUGCAAAAGUAUUACAUGAUUUAUGAUUACUGCAAUGAUUACAACCGAUUUCCCCAAGGCAGAAAUCGUGAAUGCAGGCUUUCUAGAUGA
Lotus japonicus is the source of this 804-nucleotide messenger RNA. RefSeq names its product probable xyloglucan endotransglucosylase/hydrolase protein 16. Gene Ontology annotation, cellular component: apoplast; cell wall. Gene Ontology annotation, molecular function: hydrolase activity, hydrolyzing O-glycosyl compounds; xyloglucan:xyloglucosyl transferase activity. Gene Ontology annotation, biological process: cell wall biogenesis; xyloglucan metabolic process. Lineage: Eukaryota; Viridiplantae; Streptophyta; Magnoliopsida; Fabales; Fabaceae. The record is from RefSeq and is a predicted model, not a curated record.